GUUUCCGGGUUAAAGUUGAUUCUCUUAUAUCCACAUGUGAUUCACAUGUUUACAUGGGCAUUUGUUUUAGGAGUAUAUAUUAAUGACACUGAAAUCGGUGUACAUUUAUUACAGACUGUUAUAGUAAAAGUGUGCCGCUAUGUCGGACAGUGAAGAUGAAGCUUGUGAACGGACUUCAGCAGAAAAGAAGAGAGUUUCGAAGUACCAGUGUCCGGCUGACUUUGUGCCCAUGUCGUAUGAUUCCUCUGUAAACGUCUUAUGGGACGAAGAUGAGGAGAAGGAAUUAUGGCUCAUCAAAGCUCCAGCUCGUUUUGAUUCUAAUUGCUUUGAAAAGCUCAAAGUUCCCUUAUCGGGACUGGAAAUGGUCCAGUCUAGUGGCACCACACCUCAGAUCUACAGCGUUCUCAGUAGCAGGACAGCACCAUCAGACCUCCAUCUGCUCAUUUCCAAAGGGAAGCCUGUUCUCUGUUCCUCUGGCUUCAGUGGUGUCCUCAAGAUCUCAGAGAGCUAUGGAAACUGCAGUGAGAACCAAUGUCCCGUUCCCAUCCCGGCAACUCCAGCUCCAUCCAUCCCAGCUGGUCUGAAGCAACGUUUCCAGCCUUUUGGGAGUUCCACUGCAGCUCACAGGCAAGAUGAAGUCACAGUAGUCUCUCCAACUGCUCCCAGGAGAACCAGUCAAGAUCCGAUUGAGGGCGAAGAGCGGAAAAAGAAGAAAAAGAAAAAGAAAGACAAGAGGCAAGAGGACAGUGACACAGUUUAUAUCAAGGAGGAACAGACACAGAUUGAGCUGUCUGAGCUUAUGGGGGAAGAACUGAUGGAGGAAAGGAGGAGGAAGAAGAAAAAGGUGAAGAAAGAGAAGGAAAGACAUAGUGAAGACAUAACUGAUGCAAGUUUAAUAUCCAAAACGGAGCCACUGGAUCCUUCUUAUGAUUACCUUGACACACCAGGAAAAACCAAAAAGAAGAAAAAGAAAAGUAAUCGACACGAGUAGACUGUCAUAAGAACUUGAAAUGAUUUAUCAAUUUGUCAUAUUCACAAAUGCUUCCUGUGAUAUUUAAUGGUGAAAUACAAUGGAGAAACUGUCUGUCUUAAAGUAAUUCAAAGGUUUUGCACAACAUUCAUAAUUACCUAAUGCGUUGAUUUAUUCUUCUGCUUAACAUAUAGUUUUCUUGUGUUUUAGUGUCACUAAAGCAACUGCACAUCACAGAGAUGCUAUUGUAUGUAAUAUACCUAAUCAUGAGGUUUUUUUUAACAGUUUUUGUCUACUGAAAGUCUUUUUUUUUUUUUUUCAUCUGUUCAGCUGAACAAUCGAAACAAUUUACUCACAUUCAUGCCGUUCCAAACUUCAAUGAUUUUAUGGAACAUUACAAAAUAUAUAUAUUUUUGGAUUUGACUUUCCUUGUAUUGACAAAUACCCUAAGGCGUUUUUCAAAAAAAGAAUGACUUAAAUUCUUUGCUGAACUUUCUCUUUAAACACUACGUUUCUGCAGUACUUGCAGUUCACCGGUAGGUGGCGUGGGAUCUCCCUCUCCCGCUGAGAACGCAGAAGGGCCGCCGCUUGUUCUGCACUGGGGUAUGGUCAUGUUUUCUAAUGAGCAGAGGCACGUUUGCCGCCUGCAAAUUUGGUUUCUUUGCCCGUCCCACUGCGCACAUGCAGGUAAAACCCCAAUGGGAUCACAUGAGGAGUUUCACACAGGCGCUGCUCACAUCUGCGUUGAUCAGGUAUUUAAAGAACGCUGCACCUGCUGAUACUCUCUCACUGGGAACUUUAUGUGAAUUAAACAUGAUAUAUCGUCACAUAAACUAUAUGUGUGUGUUUGUACAGUAAAGAAAUGGAAUGCGUGUCUUAUUUUAUGUGCACCUGUUUCCAACACCCACCCUUUGCAUCGUUUGACAUUUAUUUUCUGAGUUUGAGUCACAGAGACACAAGUGAUUUGUCACCACCUGUGAUUUUAUCACAGAGGCGGGGACGGUAAUCACGUCCGUCCAACUCGUUUGUCUUGUCUUGUGUGUGUGUGUGUGUGUGUUUUUUUCAUAUAAACUCAUCAAUAAUAUUUUUUUCCACGCGAUAUGCCAUAGGCGUUAUGGGAUGCUUGAACAUUGCUGGGUGUCUGGUGAAGCAAAUAAAUAAUUGAAUGCAGUCUGAAGUUUGAAAGCAACGUGCUCAGACUGCAAAGCAAAGCGCAGGGUCCUAUGCACCCUAAACUGAUGCUGAUGGAAUGAUUUUUUUUCCGAGAGCCAAUCUCGUUUAUGCACACCCUCCCCCUUUUCAUUGCAGCAAUUCUUGUCUUUCUCCACUGUGGUGAUCUCUCUCUCCCUCUCUCUCUCUCUCUCUCUGUCAUUCGCUCUCUCACUCUUCAGCGUGCUCCAUGCGGCCUGCAGCAUUUUUUUUGGGGGGGGGGGGUAGGAUGGAGGGGGGUACGGAGGAGUUACCAUAGCAACGCGCACUUGCCAAGGACCACGGAGCCGCGCGCGGCGGUCGGGAUGGGGUUCGCCACACAUCGAUAGGUACCUUCCCCCAAUUAGAAACGACAGAAGAAACACCAGUGUCCAUCUGAAUGCACCCCAUUUUCUUCACAUCAAGAUGCACUAGUCAAUAUUUCUACUUGCUAAAUCCUGUUGAAGUGUUUGUUUGGGAUGAAUUACUGCACCAGAAACUUGUUUGCAUGCUAAUGCCUCGACAUGACUCACUCCAAGCAGUCGAAUCCAAAAUGUGUCACUGAGCCUCCUCUGCAGCAGCAAGGAAUUCAGGGAGAUUUUCCAUGGAAUUUUACCACAAGCCUCUCUGUAUAUUUCUGUAUAGAUGGUGUCAGAAAUAUAGGGUUUUUUAAAUUUAUCGUGUUUUUGUUUGUAUUAAUGAAGCCUGCAGAGAAUGCAGUUGGAUUUGUCUCCUGCAUUGGAUUAAAACGGGAAUAAAAUAAGUGUGAUUGUACUGUUGCAAUGUGCACACCCAAAUCAAGUCAGACAUAUGUUAUAAAAGCAGCAGGUCUUUCAGCUGGUUGCCUUGACAACCACAAUGCCAUUUUCUCCUCAUUGUGUCCUUACCCACCUCUAUGAAUGUGUUCUUAUCAUGAGAGCGCUCAGAAACUUGGUUUCUGUCACUGACCAAGAUGUGCUGCCUGAAAUAUUGUUUGAUUUGUUUUAAUAUAAAAUAAAUAAAUUGUUUAAUUAAUUAAAAAUCAGUAAAGACCAGCCUUUGAAAACAACUUUUGGCUGGGAUGAUAAAAGGCAG
This is a messenger RNA of Carassius auratus (goldfish), 3232 nucleotides long. RefSeq names its product DNA-directed RNA polymerase I subunit RPA34-like. The transcript has 3 exons. Lineage: Eukaryota; Metazoa; Chordata; Actinopteri; Cypriniformes; Cyprinidae. Gene Ontology annotation, biological process: transcription by RNA polymerase I. The coding region runs from base 140 to 991 and encodes 283 amino acids. The record is from RefSeq and is a predicted model, not a curated record.